AUGCAUUGCAAAUUAAACUUUCUCGUUUGGUUGGUUUGCCAUUUGGUUUUCGCUCAUGCUUCGGCAGACACGGUCAUUACAGCUAAAGCCAUGGGCGGUAAUUCUCCGGUGCCAGUUGUAGUGGGAGCAGAUGGUAGCAUAACACCUGCUCUAGACAGUGCAUUCAAACACUAUGGCAAGAAAAAUUGGCAAGAACAAUCGAGGGGCCUCGAGCUCACAACAACAAUUGCACGCAAUAUUUCUUUAUACCCUCUUUUGACAUUGAAAGAAAGCCGCAAAAACUUUCCUCAUUGGACGUUGAGAUCACCGGCCGGUCAGGCUGAUUAUAUUGCAUGGCUAGCGAAGAGUGUACCUAGUGGGGAUCGUUGGACAUCCAACGUAGACUUUACAGGAUUUGAGGUAUCGGCUUUUUUCGCAUUGUACCAUAUAUCAGUGGGAAGAAUGAUUUCUUUAACUGUCUUCUUCGCUUCGAGGUACGCACAUGUCUUUGGGGACAGAGUAUCUGCGGCUGUGAGUCUGAUGAAAAGCCUUCAAGAACACACCUCUAGAAAUUUCGUUAGCUGGUUCAUGUACGAUGGUGAGUGCGUCAUGGCAUGGUCAUCGCACUGCACACCUCCGAAAUGUAGGAAACCUGCUACGAAAGCUCCAAUUUUGAAAGCAUUUCGGCAAAUUGUGCAUAGUGAAUUGAAUGACGAGGCAACGUCGGUCUGUAUUCAUUUGAAAUAUGGUGAAAAAUGGAGCAAUGACGUUAGAGUGGCGAAGAAAGGUGUCCUUAAUUCCUUGUGA
Molecule: messenger RNA, 786 nt
Organism: Lachancea lanzarotensis
Lineage: Eukaryota; Fungi; Ascomycota; Saccharomycetes; Saccharomycetales; Saccharomycetaceae
Product: LALA0S14e00672g1_1
Exons: 1
Coding region: 1-786 (261 amino acids)
Source: RefSeq, a predicted model, not a curated record